Juglans microcarpa x Juglans regia is the source of this 1454-nucleotide messenger RNA. RefSeq lists its product as uncharacterized. Lineage: Eukaryota; Viridiplantae; Streptophyta; Magnoliopsida; Fagales; Juglandaceae. The transcript has 3 exons. The record is from RefSeq and is a predicted model, not a curated record. The coding region runs from base 228 to 1328 and encodes 366 amino acids.
UUUUUUACCAGCUUCAGAGAUGAGACAAGAUUGGCCACCGCACAGGCACAGCUAGCCACUCUCGAUCUCUUUUUCUUCCUUCAAUCAAAGUACCUAAAUUUAUUGCCGUUAUCUCUGCCUAAUUGCCUAUCUCACACGUCGCAUACUUCUCUCCCCAUUCCCAUCUCCCAACAAAGCAUUCUCACUCUCCAAGCUGAGAGACAUAACAGAUCAGAUCAGGAUCUAUUAUGAAGAAACCAGACCAGACUCGGUUGUCGUCUUCUUCCUACAGGGAAAACAUUGCGCCCGAAACCCUACAUUCUAAGAGCAUCGGAUGCAUGUCUGGCCUUGUCAACCUCGUUUCCAAGUACCAUAAUCGCCGCAAAUUCCUCACUUUCGGAAAGAAGCAGGAAAAGAUCAAUGCGGUCUCGUCUCCUGCUAAACCAAAACCCUCCUCGGUCUCAACAACCCAAGCUUCCCCAUCAGUCGUACUGCAAGAGCAAAGCGCAAAGGAGGGAGAAGACGCGGCCGUUGAUCUACGGAAAUUGUCUUGCGACAUGCAAAGGAGCCCUACACUUCCGGCUGAGAUGCGGCGCUCGAAAUCCUCAAACUCGCGGCAGCACUUCCGGAAUCCGCCGGCGCUGAUGGCGAGGCUGAUGGGAUUGGAGGGAAUGCCGGAAUCGGCAGCUGAGAAGAGAAGGAAGCUCUUAGGAGCGCUGGAGAAAUGCAACGAGGACUUGAACGCGCUCAGGAAGAUCAUCGAGUCUGUACAGUUUUCGGAGCGGCUGAAAUCAACAGACGCGGGUCAACCUGUUGACGGGGAAACUAAUAGGUUGAAAAGGUGCUCGGAGUUCAAUAAUGGCGAGCAACAGCAGCCGAGUCCGGUGUCCGUGCUGGACGAGUUCACUCCUUCACCUUCGAGUACUACUGGACAGUACUGCCACUCCAGAAGACACGCAAACGCAGGAAGCAGACUAGUACAACAACAGCAUCAAAAGCAACUGAGGAAGAAGCCAGGGGAAGAGGAAACCACAAAGAUAUAUUUCCACGACAGAAUCAAUAUUAUUAGCACCACCGAAACAGUAGAGAGGAAAGGAUCAGACAACGUCGUAGGAUCAAUAAUAUCGUCCAUAUGGAGCAGUAAAGCCAUGAUAGAGAGUGUGGAGGAAGUGUGUAGGGAUAUUGAUUGGGGAAAGAGGAGAGAAAUUGGAAGAAUUGGGUUGGCUCUACAGGAUCACAUUUGCAGGGACUUGAUUGAGGAGAUGGUAGGAGAAAUGCAGCAGGGAUGUUGUUGCAUGCUGCAGUAUGCAUUACCACUUGAGGCUUGUAAGAGAAGAUUAUGUUUCUGAUGAUCAUGAUCAUUGCGUGUUGCAAUAUCAUUGAUUGAUAUAAAAACAAAGAUGGUUUUGCUAUAAAUAAUGCUUUAUUAAUUCUUUUUGUGCUGUUUGUUUUUGGUUCGUGUUGUAAAAUAUAUA